This is a messenger RNA of Fulvia fulva, 189 nucleotides long. RefSeq lists its product as uncharacterized. The transcript has 2 exons. Lineage: Eukaryota; Fungi; Ascomycota; Dothideomycetes; Mycosphaerellales; Mycosphaerellaceae. Bases 1 to 189 code for a protein of 62 amino acids. The record is from RefSeq and is a predicted model, not a curated record.
AUGGCCACUCCAGCAGUCUCUGUCACGAAGGAAUUCAAGAUCUUCCGCUACCUCGACCUUCCGGCUGAACUGCAGCUCCGCAUCAUCUACUUCACAGUCACAUCUCCCGACAUUAUCGAUAUCUCCGAUGAUGAUGACAUGCAGACCGCCAUUGCUCAACCAGCUAAAAUGUGCUGUUGGCGGUUGUGA